GGUGUCUAACUCGGUGUUACGGUGUGUUUGACCCUAAAUCAAUUUUACUCCGGAAUAUCCCUUUAAGACGAUCGAAAACCAAAGAUGUAUCAUCAUGUGUACAUGGAUACGAGGAAUGAGGUUUCUCUCUCUCUCUGUGUGAAUCAUGUGAAUUCCUGAAUUUGAUCAAAAGUGAGAUCAGGCUUCAAACCAGGACACUCAACUCCAUCAGUCUAUCUUUAGCGGGUCUGAAAUGAACACCCGGCCGCCACACGCCAACUGCAGGUAGGUUUUCCAUUUGGCGGGUAACUCAGACGGCUAUGUCGCACCCUGAACUUCAGCUGUGUGAGUUACAUUCAAACACUCCAGUCUGAAGAAUCAAACGUCAUUUUUCUAUGAGUUUAAUUUCAUGUUUGUGAGCCUGAAAGGAGCACAGCUGGUCUGAAAUCAUCCGCGCUUUUAAGGAUUUCAACAAGACUUUGUAAAGUGAGAGUUAAAUAAGAGCGAGGAGCAGCAGAGAGGUGAGGGCUCUGGUUCAGGACAGCAGGAUCUGAACCCUGCUGGAGCUGUCACAGCUCCUCUGGUUUACAGCAGCAAGGAUCUCUGGCUGUUCUCCUACAAGCACUAAUGAGGACAAUUAGACAAGGUCCAUUUAUACUCUCUGUGGAGCAGUACACGGGAACAACAGUGAAUGAGAGAAAGGAGCUCGGGGCUUUCAAAAAGACUAAACAUAGAAACAGCGUAAACAGUGACGAGCUCCAAAAAAACACACAGGAAGACGACCCUGAGAGUUCAGGGAUCAAGGAUAUCUUUAUCAACCCUGAGGGGCAAUUUGUUUUACAGCCGACAGCGCUCCCCAAUCAUCCAACAAAUAACAGAAAAAAAGAGGUAAACUACGCGGGUCAUGAGAUAGCCGGCAGGGUUAUAGAGAUAAAGAGAAAAGGGGGACAAUAAGAGGGUCUUUCCUUCGGUCAGAGCUGAGCUGCUGCUGCCUGGGAAAAAAAAAAAAAAAACACAGAGGGAGUUUUCUGCUGCUGGCUGUAGAUGUAACAGUAUUUGAAUAAUCUCUCCAGGAAUGGAAAACUGAUUAAUCCUUGCAGAAGGAUCCUGGGGAUGAGUACAGCGGUUUGGUUUCAAAGAAGAGAUACAGAGAGAGGGAGGGAGAGGCCAGGGGAGUGGGUGAGCGUGAGAGCAGGAGACAGAGGAGGAAGAGAGAGAGAGAGAGAGAGAGAGAGAGAGAGAGAGAGAGAGAGAGAGAGAGAGAGAGAGAGAGAGAGAGAGAGAGAGAGAGAGAGAGAGAGAGAGAGAGAGAGAGAAUGGGCCGAAGCUCAAGACAAAGAGGCUCCACUGUCCGACUGUCUCCUUUCAUGACUCGCCCCACCGCAGUGCCAGGCGUUCCUCUUCUUCAUGCCGUUUUGUACCGCUCUGUUCACACAACUCCUUCUUAUCUGAGUUUAGAGUACGGAGAGAAACAAGACGACAGGGCAGCCGAAUUCGCCGUCCGGCCAUCCGUGAUGCGAAGCACGCCUGGCCGCCUGGCGUAUCUGCUGGGCGCUGUUAUCAGAGGAGCCGGCCGACUGGAGGUGAUAGCGCUCCAGUCUGCUCCGCUCGCAAACGGACAAAUGAAGAGGGAAUUUGAAAAAUGCUGUAACCGUGGUAAUCCAAUUUUCCGGGCCCCGGUUUGUAGCUCGGGCCGCUUAUGUAAAAAGAGGAGUGGAGAGAGGGAGAAGGAAAAACAAGGAGGAGGUGAGGAUGAGAGCGGGCUGUGCAUCACAAGAAACGCACAACAAGAGGGGUCAGAGGUCGUCUAAAUAAACAAGUAAGGCUGGUUCAUCUGAUCUUAUUCCAAAACUCUGAUCAACCUGCUGCAUCUCGCAGGUGAAUUAGAGGUCAGCUGUGGGGUUUGUAGCCCCGCCCCCUAAACAACAAGCAUAACCAUCAACGACUACAGCAGAAAAACAAAAACAAAUCACAGCUGAUGAUGAGUUAGCGUUCCUGCUGGAGGCUGUGACUGAGUCAGCGAGUGAGCGUCUGAUAUUGACAGGAAACGCUCAGGAACACGGUGUGAGAUGGGCGUCCAGCUGAUUCCCUUCAUUAAUGCUAAUCGUUAAUGCUAACCUCCUGAAUGUGACAUUCUGGGUCACAUGCAUCAGCACAGACAUAAUGACUGUAACACAGUCGGCAGUUUGACCUAAAUAGAGUUCAUUCUGUCACUGAAUACGCUGAAUUAUCACUAAAUACCAGCUACCAGUGCUGCUAAUGAGAGCUGAAUUAUCCAGCAGGAGGAGCUUCUGUUCAGAGGAUCUCCACAGGGAACACAACUUCAAAAAACAAAACUAAAAUAAAGAUUUACUUUUGUCAAGAGAGCGAUGUUUGGUGAAGCCCACUUAGUCAGGUGCAAAUAUGACUUACCCCCCAAAAACAAAACGAGAAAAUAUUGUCACCACCCCUAAAAAUUCAAAUGUCGCCAUGAACUUUCCAGGUCCUUAAAAUGACUCCUUUGUAUACCUUCUAGACCAGGAAUACAGGCGCCUGAUACACGUGUUGACCAUUAAAUAUUCUAAUUAGCAUAUUUUUAUGAUAGAAAAGUAAUUACAAGUACAACUCAUGCCCAACAGGGAGCGCUGCAUAGUGACAUUUGAAUUUUUAAGGGUGGUGAGCGUAUUUUCUCAUUUUCUCAUGGAAAACGCUUUUCUGGUCCGGGUUUGAUCAGUCGGUCUCCCUGUCGGCGUGAAAAGCAGUAGCCUACAGUAUAUCUACAGUAUAUAUAUAUUUUUAUAACUUAAUAAAACUUUGAAUAAAUCGGCUGAUUAAUCCGUAAAUGGAUUUUUUCCCCCCUAAUAAUCAGUAUCGGCAUCGGCCCCAAAAAUUCCAUAUCGGUCGGGCCCUAUUUCAAAGUCCCCUCCUCCUCCUCUUCUAACUCUAGUAUGUCAACAAAAUAAAACAAGAAUUUUAAAAGGGGAUUUGUCUAUUGUUCAGUUUUCGUUUCUGGAAAUGUAUGUAAAUUAGUGCAGAUUUAAUUAGAUAUUACCUCAUUUACAUAUUCAAACAUAACAGUUGACAAAACUUGUAAUACAAGAAAUAUUUGUCUUAAUGUAAGUUAUAACUUUGGGAAGUUUCAUAAUGAUAUCUGUUGGUUAAAAAUUUUACCCUAUUUACCUGGGGUUGUCCACCUGUGCUUCCUACCCAUCAUGGACGCCAUCUUGAAAAAGACGCCUUUGUAGUGGUCAAACUUUGGUAAACUUUUAGUGUGUUAUUAAGGACAUUUAACACUGUAAAAAAACAGUUGAGAAACCUUUUGUUAGAAUUUUUUAAGGGUUAGGUGUUUUUUUUUUCAUAUAUGCACCCGCCUAACUGAGUAAACGUGAUUUUAUUAAACUGAAUUUAAAUAAUUUCACCAUCCAUGUCCCCACAGUGGUUAUCAGUGAUCAGGAUCACUUUGCUUACCAAGUACUAUCCAUGUCCAAACAUCAGCCAAACUUAUGAAACACACCUAACUCGAGCACAAGCCAGAAAUAUCAAAAACACAAAAAUAACUCAGCGGGGAAGUGAGUCAGUGUCUUUCUGUCGAAAAACUCAGGAUCGAAGGGGUUCACCAUGUUUCACGGGUCCAGAGGGAACCAGGAGGACUCGGUAUGAAUGGGUGGUAACUCAGCAGAGGAAGGAAAUGUGCGAAUAGAAGCGCUGGCUACUGUUUGCACGGCUCACUCACUCCCUGUCUGCUGCCGCUGAAUCAUUUCAGAGUCCUUCAAUCUGUUCCCUGCCCCCAGCGAGACACGGUGACCUCCGCUUCCUGAGCACACAUGACUGCUGCCGGGGUUAGGGUUGAGACAGAGAAGGAAAAUAGGGUCCAGGCUGCUGCUGCUGCUGCUGCUCUGGGGAUAUUGAGUUGCUUUUCCCUGCAGCCCAGUGCGUGUGUGUGUGUGUGUGUGUGUGUGUGGUAUUAAGGGGGCCCAUCCCAUCAGAGAGUCAGAGAGCCAAUGGGCCGUUCAGCAGGGAGAGCCACACAUCACUUUGGGCAACAGCUGAGGCCACAUAUAAACGAGGAGCGGGGCAGUGCCCUGGCACCAGGGAGUGGCAAAUCACUGUCGCUGUAUCUUCUCCUCUCAGGCGAGUCCCGGCUCUGAUUCACAGACCGGAUCGAUCCGCUGAAUCUGGCCCGGUUUCCACCACCAGGCAUCCUGAAGAAAUAUGUGUCUUGCGCUCGCCCCGAAACUGCAUUUGUGUGAUUGUUUUUUUAAAAACUUGCUGAAGGCAACACGAUGCUUAAUAGAGUGAAGUUUGGAGUCAGGAGAGAGAGAGCUGUAAACACUAGAGAGGAGGCUGCAGGCUCAGAGCAGGGCCUAGGUGGAGGGAGGGGGUAGAUGGAGCGGCCUGAGUGCUCCAACUCCAUCAAUCCUGGAGCCUCUUUGGGGCAGAGAAGCAGAGAAGAUUUCUUCAUAAAGUGCUCGUGAAAUUGAACACCGGCUGACAAAGUGGCUAUUUGUUGCAGAGCUGCAGCAAACCAGUUUUUCUCUGUUCGGCUGUUUUUUGUCUUAGAUGUCAGAAAAUGAUGAAAACGUCCAGACCUGUUAUUUAGAGUCUAGAUGAGUCUGUAAGGCUGUUAAAGAGGGUUAAAGACGGAUCAUUAAACUCUCCACAAUACAAGAUAAUCUGGGUCAAAUACUCUGUUUAUUUAAUCAGUUUACUUUCUUUUUAUUUAGACAAACAAGACUUUCUUUUUUUACGUGAGGGGGUGUAAAAACUUCAUCGAGCUCCUCAGAGUACACUCAGCUGUGAAGGAUGAUUCGGUUUGAAACAGCUCUAUCUUCAGACCUCUGUGCUGCUGUGAGCAGGCUGGGAGCUCUGUCUCAGGCCGCUCUGGCUUCCCACUGACCCUUUAAACAUCAGCUGAUCACAAAUACAACCUCUGAUUGUACGACAGACUAAAAACAGAAGUCAGUCUUCAGCGAAUGCUGCGUUCGAGUUACCUCGAAAGUCAGAUAUUUACCGAAAAAUCCACUCGCUUUGUGAGACCGGCAGCUUUGGAAAAUGGGUUUACUUUUAGAUCUGCGAUGAAUUAUUAAUAAUUUUAGUGAAAUAUUGUCAUUUAUGGUGUUGUGCUGCGUUCAAGUUACCUCAGAAGUCAGAUGUCGGAACUAUAAUGAUGUCACACCCGAGUUCCCAGCGUUUCAGUUACCAAGUCAGAAAAAAAGCAAAAGCAGAGGCCUGAAACAAGAUGGCUCCAUCUACGAAAGUUAUUUUAGCACUUACCUUAUGUUCUGACAAGGCAAGCGCUAAAAUAACUUUCAUAGAUGUAGCCAUCUUGUUUCUGCCUCCGAUUUUGCUUUUUCCCGACUUGGUAACUAAAAUCCCGGGAACCCUGGGUAACAUGAACGCAGCGUAACACCAUAAAUGACACCAUAAAGUACACCUGUUUUCCAAAGCUGCCGGUCUCACAAAGCGAGUGGAUUUUUCAGUAAAUAUCUGUGUCGUACUGUUCCGAGUUUAGUGUUGAUUAUGUCGUAAAUGACAGCAUCUUCCCGAGGUAUUUUGACGGUCUCUAUGAGCUCGUCAUCUUCAGGUAUUAGAGUCCGUGGAGCCGUAUUUCUACUGUGUGUCAUGUCUGCUGCAUCGCUCCUCUACUUGAUAAAGGCACCAUGACUCUUCCUCAGAUGUCUGUUCAUUAUCUACUUUGCUCCAGUCACUAUUUCUCCCCGUCUUUCAUAUUUAAAAACAACCCUCUCCCCUUUCUUUUUUAAGAUGUAAUCCAAUGAAAAACUCUGUCUCAUAUUCAUGACAAUACGGUAACUGUUAAAUCACUGCACUGUUAGUAGUUUGUCACCCCUCUGACCUGAAACUUGAACCAGACGUCACGGUCAGUGUCUCAAAACCUGGACCUCCUCACUCAGACUGAAGCCCACCACACUGUCCCCGUCUGACUCCACCAGAAGUGACCUCUGCUGGGAGACUUGGAGUAAACCUCGGAGCAGAAAAGCUACUCAUGGAAAACAUGUUGACUUUUUCCUUAUUACAUCACUGCGUUAUACACACACAAGCACACGGACACACACAGGCAGAAGCAGAAACACACUUAAACCCACAAGUGUAAACACAACACACUCUCAAAAACACAAUACCCUAAAGAGAGAGAGAGAGGCGAGUGCAGCGUCUCUUCAGGGCUCCACUUCUGCUGCUUCUGUGUUUUUCUUUUUUCUUCACUUUGAUUUUCUAAAAAUAAUAACACAUGUUCUUCUGUUGUUGUGAUUACUGCAGAUUAAAAGUCAAGUGUCGCAGCACGGUGGAGAAAUCAGGUCAAAAUACUACACACUGGGCAACCAUGAACUGCACUGACCUGAGAUGGACAACGUUACAGAUUCACCAGGCCGCAGUAAAGAGCUGUUAAUACGUCAUCUAUUCACUCGGCUCUUAUCGGAAAAAAAAGAAAGCAGAGUCUCAGAGGACAAACCCCGAUCAAAGACUGGAGUUAAGACCCCCGGGCAGCGCCUAUAAGGUCUAAUCUAGAACAGAAAACAGAGUCUGAAAGCGGUCCGGUUUUGUGGACUGAGGACGCACAUGGAUUAGCAAGUAGGUGGAGACUGUGACAACCUGAAAACUUAGGCUGAAGUCCCUUAUGUCAACAAACCACGGCUGAAAAUGUCAAACAUGCAGACUGUCCUGGUGUAGAGGAGUCCUGAAUUUUAACCACGUACUGCUGGGAGUGUCUUAAAUCAUAUCCAACACUCUGACAGGUAUGAGAGUCUAAACUGGGGCGCAUUCUUUCCCGACUUUCACCUUU
Messenger RNA from Xyrichtys novacula (pearly razorfish), 6757 nucleotides. Lineage: Eukaryota; Metazoa; Chordata; Actinopteri; Labriformes; Labridae. The record is from the annotation of a GenBank genome assembly.